GCGCGUGUGAAGCCCAUGGAGGUGCCCCGGCCGCGGCCAAGAUGCGGAGCAUGAGCCGCCUGCCCCUGCGCCUGCUGCUGCUGCUGCUGCUGUGGGACCUGCUGGACGUGGCGCUGGGUUACCUGACCGUCAGCAUCGAGCCGCUUCCACCCGUGGUGGUGGGGGAUGCCGUGACUUUGAAAUGUAACUUCAAGACGGACGGCAGGAUGCGGGAAAUCGUCUGGUACCGGGUGACAGAUGGUGGCACCAUCAAACAGAAGAUCUUCACCUUUGAUGCCAUGUUCUCCACCAACUACUCGCACAUGGAGAAUUAUCGCAAGAGAGAAGACCUGGUGUACCAGUCAACAGUGCGGCUCCCAGAGGUUCGGAUCUCAGACAAUGGCCCGUACGAGUGCCACGUGGGCAUUUAUGACAGAGCUACCCGGGAGAAGGUGGUCCUGGCAUCCGGCAACAUAUUCCUCAAUGUGAUGUCUCCUCCCACCUCUAUCUCAGUCAUCGCCGCAGACACGCCAGCCCCUUUCAGCCGCUACGAGCCACAGAACUUCACCUUGGUCUGCAUCGUCUCUGGGGGGAAGCCUGCCCCACUGGUGUACUUCAAGAGAGACGGGGAGCUCCUAGAGGUGGUGCCCCUCGUGGAGCCUCCGGCCAGCGCUGCCGGGUUGCAAGACGGCCGAGCUCCCCGCAACCUGCUGAACCGCGACCUGGACGACACCAAGAUGCAGAAGUCCCUGUCCCUCCUGGACGUGGAGGAGCGGGGGGGGCGGCCAUACACUGAGGACCCCUUCAAGAGCCUCACCGCCGACCCGGGACUUCUCUUCAGCCCAGCCACGGAGAUCAUCCCAGAGACUGUGGUGAGCUUGGAGUUCCCGCGGUGGGUCCCCAGCACGGAGCCCAUCUACUACUUCCACCACACGCACAUCCCCAUCAGCGACGGCACCGUGGAGGUGCGGGCCAUGCUCAUGUGGACACUUAACCCGCAGAUAGACAAUGAGGCGCUCUUCAGCUGUGAAGUCAAGCACCCUGCCCUCUCCAUGCCUAUGCAGUCCGAGGUCACGCUAGUUGCUCCCAAAGGCCCAAAGAUCAUGAUGACCCCAUCAAGAGCCCGGGUUGGAGACACCGUUCGGAUCUUGGUACAGGGCUUCCAGAAUGAAGUCUUCCCUGAGCCCUUGUUCACUUGGACCCGUGUUGGGAGCAGGCUCCUCGAUGGUAGCACCGAGCAUGACGGGAAGGAGUUGGUCCUGGAGAGAGUGCCGGCCGAGUUAAACGGCUCCAUGUACCGCUGCACCGCGCAGAACCCGCUAGGGUCCACAGACACCCACACCAGGCUGAUAGUGUUUGAAAACCCAAAUAUUCCAAGAGGAACAGAGGACUCCAAUGGUUCCGUUACCAGCCACAGCAGCUUCAGAUUAGUUUUGGCGCUCACCCUAACAGUGAUCUUGGAGCUGACGUGAAGUUUUGCCUUCCUCUUCCGAACAGCUUCACCCAGAAUUUACAUCUCUGUCAACUGGUUUUCAUUUUUUUUUCUAAACUAUUUACAGUCUUGUUAUCGGUCUCUUUCUGUCUGUGUCUUGGCUUCCUCAGUCAAUUUAAUUAAAAGGAAAAAAAAAAUUCCCCUG
Gavialis gangeticus (Gharial) is the source of this 1616-nucleotide messenger RNA. It is a transcript of the gene IGSF21, whose product is annotated as immunoglobin superfamily member 21. Lineage: Eukaryota; Metazoa; Chordata; Crocodylia; Gavialidae. Gene Ontology annotation, biological process: heterophilic cell-cell adhesion; homophilic cell-cell adhesion. The transcript has 10 exons. Bases 42 to 1451 code for a protein of 469 amino acids. Gene Ontology annotation, cellular component: adherens junction. The record is from RefSeq and is a predicted model, not a curated record.